Molecule: messenger RNA, 1332 nt
Organism: Nicotiana tabacum (common tobacco)
Lineage: Eukaryota; Viridiplantae; Streptophyta; Magnoliopsida; Solanales; Solanaceae
Product: homeobox-leucine zipper protein HAT4
Biological process (GO): regulation of DNA-templated transcription
Cellular component (GO): nucleus
Molecular function (GO): DNA-binding transcription factor activity, RNA polymerase II-specific; sequence-specific DNA binding
Source: RefSeq, a predicted model, not a curated record
AUAUCACUACAAAUACAAAGUUCCUUCUUCUCUCUCUCUCUCCCAAUAUCUCCCCAUUAAUUCUCAUCCGAAACCCUGAAAAUCCUCAUUUCUCAAGAAACUGUUGAAGAAAAAUUAAGCACAAAUCAGAAGAAUUUGAAAAGAAAAGAAAAUGAUGGUUGAGAAAGAAGAUUUGGGGCUGAGUCUUAGCCUCAGUUUUCCAGAUAAUAAUAACAAGAAUAGUACAACCAAUAAUCCUUUUCAUCAUCAGCUCAAUCUCAUCCCUUCAUCUUCACCUUUUAAUCUCUUUCACAAAACUUCUUGGACUGAUUCUUUCCCUUCUUCAGAUCGGAGCUCGGAGAUAUGCAGAGUGAAGACAAGGACAUUUCUGAAGGGAAUAGACGUGAACCGGCUGCCGGCGACGGCGGACGCCGAUGAAGAAGCCGGCGUAUCAUCACCUAACAGCACCAUUUCGAGUGUGAGUGGAAAUAAGAGAAGCGAAAGAGAGACAAAUAACUGUGAGGAACAUGAAAUGGAAAGAGUUUCUGAUGAAGACGACGGAGAAACUUCUAGAAAGAAACUUCGGCUUUCAAAAGACCAAUCUGCCAUUCUUGAAGAAACAUUCAAAGAACACAACACUCUCAAUCCUAAACAAAAGCUGGCGUUGGCUAAAAGACUGGGAUUAAGACCUAGGCAAGUUGAGGUCUGGUUUCAGAACAGGAGGGCAAGGACAAAGUUGAAGCAAACAGAAGUUGACUGUGAAUUCCUGAAGAGAUGUUGUGAGAAUUUGACAGAGGAAAACAGGAGAUUGCACAAGGAAGUUCAAGAGUUGAGGGCACUUAAGCUUUCACCUCAAUUCUACAUGCAAAUGACUCCUCCUACCACCCUCACCAUGUGCCCUUCAUGUGAGCGUGUCGCGGGACCACCAACCGUAUCCGGACCCACAUCUACACAUGUGGGCCCGCCCCAACAUCGGCCCAUGCCAUUUAACCUUUGGGCCAACACUCCAAAAUCCCUUCACCCAAGAUCUUGAGUUUAAUAUAAUGCAAGGGCAAUUUGGUCAAUUGGACACUCAUCAAAACCCCUCUUGUGGAAAAAUAUGAGAUGGCAAACUGUAAUAGAGUACUAGUAUAAUGUUUGUAUGUGAAAAUAUGAAUAUAGGUCUAUGAUAUGGUUGUUGGAAAUGAGGGAUUUUAUUUGUGGGUCAAAAGAAUCUGGUUUCUAUUAUUGACCCUAUCCUUUUUCUUGUAUCGACAAAUUAGGGUUAGUCUUUUUUACUCUCUUUAGUACUAAUGGUUUCCUUCCCCACAACUUUUAGAUAUAAAGAAAUGAAUAGAAUUUUGUUUACUAUAA